AUGAUUAUAGAGAAGAACAGUUCAGAAUCAGACGAACCAACAGUUGUGUUGCCGACAAAACGGGCUCAGAAAGUGAACCCGAACAUACAAAGUACCGGCGGCCAGAAGAAACAAAGAGUGGAAAUAGAGGACGAGCCUAGCAGUGAUGAUGAAAAGCAACAACCAAACACAACACUGUCUGUACAACAACAAUGUGAAAAUGCCACGGCCACAUACGAACUUGAUACGGAGAAAGACAAAGAUGCUCAAGCGAUAUUUGAGAAGGCACAGAAAAUAAACGAGGAACUCCAAGGACAAGCUGAUGAUAAAGUGUAUCGUGGUAUAAAUAACUAUGCCCAGUAUUAUAAGAAACGUGACACAGCGGCUGGGAACGCUAGCUCUGGUUUGGUGAGGAAAGGUCCUAUCAGGGCGCCCGCUAACUUGAGAGCCACGGUCAGGUGGGACUAUCAGCCGGAUAUCUGUAAGGAUUACAAGGAGACUGGCUUCUGUGGUUUUGGAGACUCCUGCAAGUUCCUCCACGACCGAUCAGACUACAAGCACGGCUGGCAGUUGGAGAGAGAGGAAACGGAACAUAAGGCCGGUGAUUCAGAUUAUGAGAUACACAGCGAUGAAGAAUUACCAUUCAAAUGUUUUAUAUGUAGGGAGAGUUUUAAGGACCCCGUAGUUACUAGAUGGACAAAUGCUAAAGCCUUCUCCAACAAAUCAGUAUCGUUCAAAUUUUGUAAAGUGGCAGGUUGCAAGACACUGAAAUUGGAAACAAUUUCAUUCAUUCCAAGGAAACGCGAUCUCAGUUGA
Danaus chrysippus (African queen) is the source of this 795-nucleotide messenger RNA. The record is from the annotation of a GenBank genome assembly. NCBI's taxonomy places the organism in Eukaryota, Metazoa, Arthropoda, Insecta, Lepidoptera, Nymphalidae.